Messenger RNA from Aureobasidium subglaciale EXF-2481, 1411 nucleotides. RefSeq lists its product as uncharacterized. NCBI's taxonomy places the organism in Eukaryota, Fungi, Ascomycota, Dothideomycetes, Dothideales, Saccotheciaceae. The transcript is spliced from 2 exons. The record is from RefSeq and is a predicted model, not a curated record. The coding region runs from base 397 to 1359 and encodes 320 amino acids.
CUCGCAUCUUCCUCGACUUGCAAUUGUGCCUCGAACAAGCCAAAUUUUGUUAUCUGUCGUCAAAACGUAUCUCUUUCUCUUAUACAUGCCUCCGAGGCCUAGCUCCCAGAACGUGAGCACAUCGCCAGGUAAGCUUGAAAUCAUUUCUCACACACACAGAAGUCGAUAAAACCAGCAGUCGAGCGUGUUUAAAGUACCCUCACCAAAGGUGAACCUCUUCCCACACUUUCACACGAUCGACCCGACCUUUCACGCCAAUAAAGUCUUCUCGAACUCUUCGGCACCACUAUCCACUCUUCAAAUACGCCAACGUCUGUCGUCCAAUCUGUGCGGCAACAACUACACUACCAACCACAACAUCGAUUUUGUAAUACUCGAGUUGAUCAAACCAGCAAAAUGUCUACCAACAACCAGAUUAUUGGCCCCGUCGCCUCUGCUGUCACCGCAGUCGCCAAUCAGGAGUUCACUCCGGAGCAGCUUGAACGCAUCAAGAGUGUCGUCAACUGCCUGAUCACACCAUCCGACCCUGUGCCCACGCCUGGUGCAGCAGUCACUGAGUUCUUACGUACUCAAGAUCUCAUGAGAGCUCGCAUUGGUCCUAUCAUACCUUCCUACAAGCCUCAGCGUUUGAGAUUAGUCCAACUGCCCGCCGAAAUCCGCAACCAGAUCUAUCGUUAUCGCCUUGUCGUCGGCAAGAUCUUCCCUGGUUCACAGAAAUACGAAGACAAUCGCACAGAUGAACGCUUCAACUACCAAAAGCCGCAGAAUCAGCUCCUCCAAGUCUGCCGACAGGGUUUCAACAAAGCAGCGCCUUUGUACUUUGCAAAGAACACGUUUGUUCUCCCGUAUGACCGUGGAGCUGGAUUCUGGAGCUGGCGCACGCGCCGAUCGUCUCUUGUCACUCGGUCUGGAUUCACAAACCUCAAGUCUUUGAGUAUCACCUUCAGUAUGUACAGCGGUAUGACGGAGUUGCGCGAGGCCUUCAAGUGUGGCUACGAUGACGACGCCUUCGAGGAUGAGAUAUUCGACACCUGGAAGGACACAGUGGAACUGCUGUCUUAUCUAAAUUUGACGUUGCUUGAGGUCUCGCUCGCCGAUUGCUGGUGCUCAUUCUGCCACUCUCGAAAGGCAUCUCUGGCCUUGGAGGUCUUGCUCAAUUAUAUCCAAUGCAAUCUGCGAGUGGUCAUCACGGGGUUCAAGAAUGUGAGAGAAUUUCGGGAAGUAAAGAAGAUGAUCGAGGCAAAGCGUACUCAAGGCGGAAUUCAUGGUCAGACCUGGGGAGCUGAAUUUGAACAAAAGGAUGACGAGGACAAGUACAAGCUUGCUUUCCAAGUCUGCGAUGAACCAGUGGAGGAGUGAGUGAAAGUGCUACCCAGCGCGAAACGUAACCAAUUCAGUGAAGUUAGUCAGG